Brenthis ino (lesser marbled fritillary) is the source of this 3099-nucleotide messenger RNA. NCBI's taxonomy places the organism in Eukaryota, Metazoa, Arthropoda, Insecta, Lepidoptera, Nymphalidae. The record is from the annotation of a GenBank genome assembly.
AUGUCGAUUCCUCCACUUGUUUGCAGCACUCCGCCACCACCCGAGCAAUGUGAAGACGAUAAAGACCCUGAAGAUUUUGAUUUAUCGUACAAUCUCUCACAAGAGGAAGAUGAUGACAGCACUGAAUACAAUUUUGUAAAUUAUCCUUCUUAUAAUAUUUACCAAACUAAAUCAGAUAAUGUGGAUACAGAAAAAUGGCCCUCUCAUUUUAAUGAAACAGUAGAAUGUAAGCAAGAAGAUAGUAUACAGUCUAAGGACAUAACAAGAAAUGUCAAUUUUAUCACAACUGACAAUUUAUUUACAGAAGAUAUACCAAAAUUUGAAGAAAAUAUAUUAGAGGAUCUUAACUUGAAAAUUGAAGCAGACGAUGUACAUUCUAAUGGUAUAUGUACAAAAGAAGAUGAGACUGAACCAAAAAUAUAUGAUACUGAAGAAAGUUCUGGUGUUUGUAACACACGAAUACAAGAUCAAGGUGGCACAAAUAUAAUAAAAAAUGAAGAAGAAAAUAUUACCAUAGAGGACACACCAGAGAUUGUUGAAUCCGUGAGUAACUGUGAUAACAAUGAACAUGUGAAUAAUGAAAAUAAUGAAGAAAUUAUUCAAUAUGUGUAUGAUGAAUUGACAGUUUCAUGUGAAAAUAAAUCAACUAAUACUUUGUCUGACAAUGAGCAAUCUACUUCAUCGAGCAACAUGAUAUCCGAACUGGCAUCCGAAGAGGCAAAAGAUCAAGCUGAACAUUUUAAUGAUGAUGAAUUUGGAGAUUUUGAAGAUUUUCAAUUUAAAAGUUCUAUUUACAACAAGGUGUUGCCACUAAGCAGUGAAAAUCCAUGGGACAGUAAUACUAAUGAAAGUCUAGAAUUUGGUGCAUUCACAGCAAAGUUUGACUCAAGUGUACAAGAAUUAGAUGAAAUAUCAAAUAGUCAAAAUGAUAAUAAAAAUGACAGUGCAAUAAAUGACGAUAAGGAUGAUGAUGAUGAUUUUGGUGAUUUUGAUGAUUUUAAAUCUUCUAGUAAUAUUCCCGAAGGUACAGAAGAGGCUAAAAAUGUAACUGCCACAUCAAAUCUUCCCGUAUUAAAUUUUCAUUCACAAGACAAUGAGUCACAGAUUGUGGAUACUUUAAAUAAUGUAUUGACUACUAUAUUUAUAAAUGAAAUAUCUGAACCUGACAAUAAUUUAGAUGACAAACUUGAACUGUAUCUUAGUGAAACCUGGGGGCAUUUAAUUAAUAUAGAUGUCAGACAGCCAUACAUGGUCAAUUGGAAUAAUUCCUUGGGGCAAAAAACUCUUUUGAAAGCAUUGUGCAUAGACUCCAGGAACAUCUUAUUUGGGCAUAAAUGGAACUAUAAUAUGCCAAAAUAUGCAGCAAACUUAAGUGUUGCUCCGCUACAGCCACAGAAACAACAAGCACACUCAGUUGCUCCUAACACAGAGACUGUAGAGAAGGCUGCUAGUAAGGAGAGCACAUGGGUUGAUCCUUUCACACCUGAUGGACAGGAAUACACCUAUGCUGAAGCUCUUCUCCUAGACUUAGAGCACCUAAUGGCCACUUUAGACCAAAUGGCUCACAAACAUUCCACAUUAAAAAUAUCUGAGCUACUCUCACAUGCUUGUAACACAGAAACCGAAGGCACGAAAGUUGAUACAGUUAAAAGACCAACAGAUUUAGAUGUUUUUGAGAAUGAAACUUCUACAAAAUUAAAUAAAAUUUACUCAAGCACUUUAAAUGUGCAACCAUUGCGACAUAUCAAUUUACCUGAUACUCAUAUAUUUACACCAACUGAUUCAGAAACACCUAGAUCAAAAACCAUUCACUAUGACGAUGGCCCUGCUCUUGUUCCUGCCCCUGUUAUAGAAACUGAUAAAAAUGAGCCAGAACAACUGGUUCAAGAACCUAGCAAUAUGGAAAGUGAUAAUGAAUAUUGGGAAUUCCAAGAUUUUAAAGGUAUGAACACUCAAGUUCCUGUAUUGAAUGCAGCUGAUCAAGAAAAACCUGAAGAAGCAGCCGCUAUGUCCACAUCAGACUCUUUACCCAAAGGUGGAAUUACUUAUCAAACACAAAUAUUACAACCUAUUAAAAUUGAACCUAUUAUGCCAACAUUGAAUUGGCCCGAUCCUGGAGAAGUGAAAGAGACAUUUGAUGACUUCUCUGACUUUAUUUCAAGCACCUCUUGGAGUAAUGACAAAUAUAAUAGUGUCCACGAUUUACAAAAAGAAGAUACAAAGGUUGAAGAUAAUAAAAAUAACAUUAAAACUGAAAAAAUUGAUGAUGAAUUUGAAACAUUCCAAUCAGCACCGGCACCAACAUCAGUUGUAGAAUUUGAUGUAAGUGCUUCUCUAAAUAGAAAUUUGGAACAUUCCAGCAUGAAAAUAAUAGCAAAUAAUGAUAAGGUAGAAAUGUCACAUACAAAAAAAUUAAAUGAGAUACCAACAGAAAUACCAACUUCUACAAUGCAGAACAAUGUGUUAGGGUUGCAAGAUUUUAAUUUCCCUCAACCUUCUGGUUUAAAUCCUAUGAAUUACCAAGCCAAUAGUAAUAUUUUACAACCAACAAGUUCGAGCACCAGUGAGACAGCUCGUACUCAGCAUACUACUGGGCAAAUACUACAGCCACUGUCCUUAGAAAGUUAUUCCCAAAUUAAUUGGCCUAAUCCUGGGAUAGACUUGCAAGAUCUCUCGAGGUUUAAUCCAGUCAAUAGUCUACAUUCAUUAAAAAGUGAAGCUAUUACAGGUGGGAACAGCAAGAGUGCGUCGCCCGCACGUAACUCUGUGCAUUCUCAAAAUGAUAUAGCAGAUGAUGAUAUUUGGGGUGACUUUGUAUCAAGUACACCUAAACCACAAACAUCACCAAAAAAACCUAUUACUUUCGUAGACGAUGACGAGUGGACCGACUUUGUAUCAAGCCCUAGUAUUAGACCUCAAAAUGGUUUGAACACGAUCAGUUUAAAUGUUCACACAAAUUUAAGUAUGCAAAAACCUUCAAGUCAUAAUAAAAUAUUGACUAGAAGUAAUCAAUUACCGCUCGAUAUACCAACUUUGAAUUAUAUCACACCUAAAUCGAAUAAUCGCGUUAUAUAUACAGAAAAACAUUUCCAAAAUUUA